Lobosporangium transversale is the source of this 537-nucleotide messenger RNA. RefSeq lists its product as hypothetical. The transcript has a single exon. The record is from RefSeq and is a predicted model, not a curated record. NCBI's taxonomy places the organism in Eukaryota, Fungi, Mortierellomycota, Mortierellomycetes, Mortierellales, Mortierellaceae. The coding region runs from base 185 to 481 and encodes 98 amino acids.
AUUUUCUAGUGCCGUUCGAAGAGAAAUCCUACAUAUUGUUUAAUGAUAAUACGAUAUGUAUGAAGCAGGUAGAAAACGGUACACUAAAAAACAAGCCCAUUGUUUCUACAUCCUAUUCUUUUUGAUGACCAUGACGUUGGAUAUUUUUUAUUUAGAUUCAAGGAAACAGAAAAAUAAAGGGUAAAUGACAAAAAUGAAAAAUGAAAUGAAAAGGUGUUACAACAAUGAAGAUGAGAGAUGCAGCCAGCUUGAUUCCGAUGAGUAUUGUAGACAUAAUAGAUCCAGAGUAAAAAAGACCAAUGACAUAGCCAUGUUUAAGGAGCAUGGAAGGAGUAAGACAGAAGAUAAAAGAAGAUCCGUCCAUUAUGAGAGGGAUGUGAAGGUCAAGAACCAAGUAGAACCGUUGAAAUACAAAAAGCCGCAGUAUGAUCAAAGGCGUACAUUCCUUAUGGAAGAACGAGCCAUAAAGUCCUUAACCUGACCGGAACCCUGUGGAUAAAAGAAAGAGUAUAUAUGUGCAGCACAGUAGUAAGGGAC